This is a messenger RNA of Camponotus floridanus (Florida carpenter ant), 1393 nucleotides long. RefSeq names its product lipase 3-like. Gene Ontology annotation, molecular function: hydrolase activity, acting on ester bonds. The coding region runs from base 113 to 1375 and encodes 420 amino acids. NCBI's taxonomy places the organism in Eukaryota, Metazoa, Arthropoda, Insecta, Hymenoptera, Formicidae. The transcript has 7 exons. The record is from RefSeq and is a predicted model, not a curated record. Gene Ontology annotation, biological process: lipid metabolic process.
CAUUUUCAUCGCUUUCGUGUUCUGAUUUAUUUUCAAUAAUAUACAUCUCACUCCGAGAAACUGCCGAAUUAUCCGUUUCCCUUCACUGUUUAUCGAAUCAUUCAUUAAUAAGAUGAAAUUGAUCGGGAUUAUAUAUUUGAUCGGAUUAUUGCUGUCGUUUUAUGGUCGCCUUGGUGCGGCUUCAGUGAAUGUGACUCCCAAGUUAAACACGUUUAUGAAGAGAAUUAUACGGAGUGCUAGCUGGAAUCAGUCAAACACCGAAUUCAAUCCUGAUGUCAUUCUCGAUACGCCGCAGAUGAUAAGAAGAGCGGGUUAUCCUGUGGAAGCUCACGUUAUAAUGACGGAUGACGGUUAUCUCUUGACGUUACAUCGUAUCCCAGGUGGUAAUGAUUCUCUACCUGUGCUACUGCAGCACGGUCUUUUAAGCAGCUCUGUUGACUGGAUUAUUCUUGGCAAAGACAAAGCAAUCGCUUAUCUAUUAGCAGAUCAGGGAUAUGAUGUUUGGUUGGGCAAUUUUCGUGGCAAUACUUAUUCGAGGGCACAUAUUUCCCUAUCUCCGUCGAAUUCGACAUUUUGGAAUUUUAGCUUUAACAAAAUGGGCAUCUAUGAUUUACCCGCGAUGAUUACAUUUAUCACGAAUAUGAGAUCCCAACCAUUGCACACAUAUAUUGGUCAUUCGAUGGGCAUAACUAGUUUUUUUAUAAUGGCAUCAGAGCGUCCGAAAAUCGCUCGAAUGGUGCAAAUGAUGAUCUGCUUCGCGCCAGGAGUUUUUUUAAACCACAUCCAAAGUCCGAUACAAUACUUGAUCCCAUUUAAAAGGAAUUUUGAGAUGGUGAUGCGGUUGUCCUAUCACGAUGAAUUCCUUCCGAAUGAUCUUGUUAGAUUUCUUUUGAAAAAUAUCUGCGAUCAAAACAUUACCGGAGAGUUUUGCAUCAACGUGUUGUUUAUGAUCUAUGGUGAUGAUCCCGAACAGUUUAAUUACAACCUGCAGCUUGUCAUCUACAGUCAUUUGGGUAGCAUUUCGACUAAGACAAUAAUACACUUCGUCCAAGAAGUCGAAUCGGGCAAAUUUUGCAAAUAUGAUUACGGUCGCGAGGAAAAUCUGUUGAUUUAUAAUUCGGUGGAACCACCAGAUUAUGAUUUAUCGAAUAUCACGAUACCAAUUGCAUUGUUUUACGCCAAUAAUGACUGGUUAGUCAACAAAAAGAAUGUGAAAAAGUUGUACCAUUUACUGCCAAAUGUAAUAGACAUGUACGAAGUACCAUGGCCCAAAUUUAAUCACGCAGACUUUGUGUGGGCCAAGAAUGCGCCAAAACUCGUGUACGAUAGGGUUUUUAAAAUCAUGAGAGGAGAAAGUCUAAAUAACGUCACAUGAGUGAAAUAAUAUUUUCAA